Molecule: messenger RNA, 835 nt
Organism: Magallana angulata
Lineage: Eukaryota; Metazoa; Mollusca; Bivalvia; Ostreida; Ostreidae
Product: heavy metal-binding protein HIP-like
Exons: 2
Coding region: 62-742 (226 amino acids)
Molecular function (GO): protein binding
Source: RefSeq, a predicted model, not a curated record
UCAUGCGCUGAGUGCUGUACUCUACAACGAUCUACAAACUUAGUGUCUUAAAGAUCCCGUCAUGUCUCUGUCUUUUGGAGUCUGCAUUGCAUUAGAGAUGGCGUUGUUUGUUUUUGCAAACGACUCUAGCGUAAAUAGUCAAAAUAUCGCGAUUUUGCAAAAGCUAAAGACUUUGGAAGUCGAAGUGUCCAUGCUUAAACAGAGAGAACUCAAGACUCUGGAAGAAGUGUCCAUGCUUAAACAGAGUCUGAAGUCUUGCCAAAGUGGAUGUAACGAAUCCUCUAAAUCGAACACAGAGACAAGGGAGAGACGUAUUGUCCCACAAGGGCAGGAAUCCCAGGUUGCUUUUCAUGCCCAUCUCAGCAAUAACGUUCAGAAUCUUGGACUUCAUCAAGCCAUUCAUUUCGAUAAAGUGCUCUUGAAUGAGGGGAACGGAUAUUCGGUUCAUGCGGGAGAAUUCGUGGCCCCUGUUUCCGGUCUCUACGUCUUCGCCUGGACCAUUUCAAGCGGAGAACACACGUGCUUGAAAUAUGACGUCGUAAAGAACAGUGCAAUUUUAGCAUAUUAUGUAAGCGAUGCGCAUGAUCAUGAUGACUGGGCUGUGUCAUCAGGAACCGCUGUUACCCGGAUGAACUUAGGGGAUCGUGUCUGGAUACGAGUAUCCGAUUACCUCCCAUGCUCGCACAUUGUUUAUGGUGCUGGGUUGGGCACUUCUUCGUUUGCCGGAUAUUUACUGCACUAAAAAACCACAUUUAUGAAUUAUUUUGUUGAAGGAGGAGAUAAAGGCAAAAUUAAAUAUACUUUUUUCAUUAAAAUAUGAGCAGUUUUCUCUUAA